GCUGCUUAAAAGUUCCAAAGACAUACAACAAAAAAGAUCUCGUUUCUCCAGUACUUUGUACGAUGGCCUUGUCCAAUCCGAAUGAAAUAACCUUGGUCCUAGUUGGCCGUACCGGCAAUGGCAAAAGUGCGACUGGUAAUAGCAUUCUUCAAAGGAAAGCCUUGGAAACAAAACUGGCUUCUGGUUCAGUAACAAAAACAGCUAAGCUUGAGAAGGGUGUUCUAAAAGAUGGUCGAGCUGUGAAUGUGAUCGACACUCCUGGAUUAUUUGAUUUUUCACUUGGAAACGAGAGUGUAAGCAAAGAGAUUGCUAACUGUGUCAAUCUAGCAAAGGAUGGGAUUCAUGCAGUUCUUUUUGAACUCUCUGUUAGGAACCGUUUUACAGAAGAAGAAGGAAAUGCAAUUCAGGUCCUGAGGGGUCUGUUUGGACAUAAUAUUACAGACUAUAUGAUCAUUGUUUUUACGGGUGGUGAUGCUCUUGACAAAGAAGAUAUGACAUUGAAAGAUUAUUUGGAUUCUAAUUGCCCUCCGCCUUUACAGGAACUUCGAUCUUUAUGCAAAGACCGGAUUGUUCUUUUCAAUAAUAAGACUAGGAAGGAAAAUAAGAAGACUGGCCAGAUCAAUGAAAUUUCCUUCUUAGUAAACAAGGUCAUUGCAGAGAAUGGUGGAAAACCAUAUACAAAUGAACUAUUUUUGAAAUUACAGGAAGAAACUAUGAGACAACGCAAGCAAAAGGAAGAAGCUGAUUUUAAAGCAUUAACUACAAAAGAGAUAUCGAGGUUAAAUGGGCAGAUGAAAAAGAAAUAUGAUGAGCAGGUCGAUCGAGUGUCAGGAAUGAUUGAGUCGAAACUCAAUGUUACGAUUCGUGAUCUUGAAAACAAGUUGGCAGCAGAGCAACUUGCACAUUCUAAGACGAAAAGGGAUGCAGAAAGUGCCCAAACGCGUUCAGAUAAGGAAAUCCAUAAGCUUAAGGAGGAGUUAGAGAGAGUACAUCAUCGCCCUCCUAUUAUACUUAAAUGUCCUUCUCCUCCUCCUCCUCCUCGUACAAAGACUUGUGGAAGGAACUAAACCGACUGGU
Nelumbo nucifera (sacred lotus) is the source of this 1077-nucleotide messenger RNA. Its product is annotated as immune-associated nucleotide-binding protein 9-like. Gene Ontology annotation, molecular function: GTP binding. The record is from RefSeq and is a predicted model, not a curated record. Lineage: Eukaryota; Viridiplantae; Streptophyta; Magnoliopsida; Proteales; Nelumbonaceae.